AUGCAUAAGCCACGGGGCGCUGAGGAGACCCCAUCUUCGGAACCAAUGGAGGAAGAAGAGGAAGACGGUGACUUGGAGCUGUUUGGUGGCUAUGACAGUUUCCGGAGUUACAACAGCAGUGUGGGCAGUGAGAGCAGCUCCUACCUGGAGGAGUCGAGUGAGCCAGAGAAUGAAGAUCGAGAAGCCGGGGAGCUGCCCACCUCCCCUCUGCACCUGCUGAGCCCUGGGACUCCUCGCUCCGUGGAUGGCAGUGGUUCUGAGCCAGCUGUCUGUGAGAUGUGUGGUAUCGUGGGCACAAGGGAAGCCUUCUUCUCCAAGACCAAGAGGUUCUGCAGCGUCUCCUGCUCCAGGAGCUAUUCCUCCAACUCCAAGAAAGCCAGCAUCUUGGCUAGAUUACAGGGGAAACCACCGACCAAGAAAGCCAAAGUGCUGCACAAGGUGGCCUGGUCUGCUAAAAUAGGAGCCUUCCUGCACUCCCAGGGCACUGGACAGCUGGCCGAUGGGACGCCCACAGGGCAAGACGCUCUGGUCUUGGGCUUCGACUGGGGCAAGUUCCUGAAGGAUCACAGUUACAAAGCUGCUCCUGUCAGCUGCUUCAAACACGUCCCGCUCUACGACCAGUGGGAGGACGUGAUGAAGGGGAUGAAGGCGGAGGUGCUCAACAGUGACGCCGUGCUCCCCAGCCGGGUGUACUGGAUCGCCUCCGUCACCCAGGCAACAGGGUAUCGGGUGCUUCUUCGUUAUGAAGGCUUUGAAAAUGACUUCUGGUGCAACCUGGGAACAGUGGACGUCCACCCCAUUGGCUGGUGUGCUAUCAACAGCAAGAUCCUGGUGCCCCCCCGGACCAUUCACGCCAAGUUCACUGACUGGAAGGGCUACCUCAUGAAGCAGCUGGUGGGCUCCCGGACGCUUCCCGUGGAUUUCCACAUCAAGAUGGUGGAGAGCAUGAAGUACCCCUUUCGUCAGGGCAUGCGGCUGGAGGUGGUGGACAAGUCCCAGGUGUCACGGACCCGCAUGGCUGUGGUGGACACAGUCAUUGGGGGUCGCCUACGACUCCUCUAUGAGGAUGGUGACAGUGACGAUGACUUCUGGUGCCACAUGUGGAGCCCCUUGAUCCACCCAGUGGGUUGGUCACGGCGCGUUGGCCACGGCAUCAAGAUGUCAGAGCGGCGCAGUGACAUGGCCCAUCAUCCCACCUUCCGGAAAAUCUACUGUGACGCCGUCCCUUACCUGUUCAAGAAGGUCCGAGCUGUCUACACAGAAGGAGGUUGGUUUGAGGAGGGGAUGAAGCUGGAGGCCAUUGACCCGCUGAAUCUGGGCAACAUCUGUGUGGCCACCAUCUGCAAGGUGCUCCUGGACGGCUACCUGAUGAUCUGUGUGGAUGGCGGGCCCUCCACAGAUGGCUCGGACUGGUUCUGUUACCACGCCUCCUCCCAUGCCAUCUUCCCAGCCACCUUUUGCCAAAAAAAUGACAUCGAGCUCACACCCCCAAAAGGAUAUGAGACACAGACUUUCAGCUGGGACACCUACUUGGAGAAAACCAAGUCCAAAGCAGCUCCGUCGAGACUCUUUAACAUGGACUGCCCCAACCAUGGCUUCAAGGUGGGCAUGAAGCUGAAGGCCGUGGACCUGAUGGAGCCCCGGCUUAUCUGUGUGGCCACGGUGACGCGGGUGGUACAUCGGCUGCUCAGCAUCAACUUUGACGGCUGGGACAACGAGUACGACCAGUGGGUGGACUGUGAAUCCCCGGACAUCUACCCCGUGGGCUGGUGUGAGCUCACUGGCUACCAGCUCCAGCCUCCUGUGGCCGCAGAACCAGCCACACCUCUGAAGGCCAAAGAGGCCACGAAGAAGAAAAAGAAGCAGUUUGGGAAGAAAAGGAAAAGGAUCCCGCCGACCAAGACCCGGCCCCUCAGGCAGGGGUCCAAGAAGCCGCUGCUGGACGAUGACCUGCAGACGGUGGGGGAGAUCUCGUCGGAGCCCGUUCCCGACGAGAUCAUUGCUGUGUGUGUGAAGGACGAGCACCUACACACGGCCUCACCUGGCAAGGCUUCGGGUCCAGAUCUGCCUGUCCCCACAGAGAUCAAGCAGGAGACCCCGGGCUGAGCCGGCCUGGGCUGGGCAGAGGGAGCGGCUCCUCUGCUCCCCCAGCCUGCCACACCUCCUGAGUGGAAACUGAGCCUUUUUGUAUAGAUGCUGCCUGCUGUGAGGCCCGGGUCUCUGACACCUCACGCCUCCGUCCUGGUAGGAAAGAGCUACAUGACUGGGGCAGGGUGUGAGCAGCCCUGCCCCAGGCAGAGCGGGGAAGCUGGAAUAGUAGCUCCACAGGAAGGCAGAACUGAACUGUGUGUAAAUAAAGGUCACCUG
Molecule: messenger RNA, 2367 nt
Organism: Lepus europaeus (European hare)
Lineage: Eukaryota; Metazoa; Chordata; Mammalia; Lagomorpha; Leporidae
Product: lethal(3)malignant brain tumor-like protein 2
Exons: 2
Coding region: 1-2106 (701 amino acids)
Biological process (GO): regulation of DNA-templated transcription
Cellular component (GO): nucleus
Molecular function (GO): zinc ion binding
Source: RefSeq, a predicted model, not a curated record